UUUCAUUUAAAAAAAUUCUCUUUAGGAAUACGAUGUCAAAACCAACGUGGGAAAUAAUUGAGGCAAUUGUUCUAAUUUUAAUUGCAGCAUGUGCUCUUUUGGGAAACUGCAUGAUUAUUCUUGCUUUCGUUAUUGGUCCUAGAGCAAUAAAAACCUUUACGAAUUACUUCGUUGUUAAUUUAGCUGUUGCUGACUUAAUGGUCGUAUGCUUAUCGUUGCCAUUUUGGAUUGCAAGCCGUUUAGAUUACGAACUAAUUGAUGGCAGAGUUCGCAAGUUCUUCGAUGCUCUUGACAUACUUUGCGGAACAACGUCAAUACUAAACCUGACAGCAAUAAGUUUGGAGCGUAUGUAUGCAGUAAAAUUUCCUGCCCGUCACUUUAAUUUAUCGCCACACCCUGUUAUUGGGGUUAUUGCGUUAACUUGGACAACUGGAUUAUUUUUCACUAUUACGCAAUAUCCAGCUACUACUGGAAAAAGUGUUAGAUGGUACACAUGUUUCAUUUUUACGAUGGCAUUUCUUAUUCCGUUACUUAUAAUUGUUGGUUCUUAUUGCAUCACCUUUCAUUGCGCAGUAUCCACCUUAAAAAUUAAUAGUAAGCGAGAAUUAAAAGUCGCUAAAACAAUUUCUGUAAUAAUUACUUUGUUUUUCGUUUGCUGGAGCCCGUUUUUUAUUGUGAACAUGAUAUUUGCAUUUUGCGAAGGAAUAAAUUGUACAAAGCUUCCACGUUGGUUGGUUGAUGUUACAAAAGUUAUGCACUAUAGCAACAGUAUGAUGAAUUUCUUUGUUUACGGACACCGAAGUCCUGAUUUUAGACGUUCUUUUAAAGCUUUUUUCCACUGUAAUUUUCGACCUAUACAACGAAGAGUGCAUCGUUAAUAGUUAUAAAAGAUAAAUUAAAGAAAUGUAUUUAAGAAUAAUAUUUUUAAAUUGUAAA
Molecule: messenger RNA, 936 nt
Organism: Hydra vulgaris (swiftwater hydra)
Lineage: Eukaryota; Metazoa; Cnidaria; Hydrozoa; Anthoathecata; Hydridae
Product: D(5)-like dopamine receptor
Biological process (GO): G protein-coupled receptor signaling pathway
Cellular component (GO): plasma membrane
Molecular function (GO): G protein-coupled receptor activity
Source: RefSeq, a predicted model, not a curated record